AUGAGCGGUCAGAGGAAGAAGUCGCGGUCACGAAGUUCAUUACGGUCGCAAGGAUCAGGGAAAGUACCGUCACCAGGGAGCAGUCCACAUGGCAAUGUUGCCACCCUUGUGUCAGUAGCUGUCGUUAAUGUGGAUAUGGAAGGCGGUGGUGCCGAAAAUAAUUUGGAAAGAUCAAAACAACAAGCAGAAGCCUUGGCUGAAAAUGCUUGCCGAAGCGCUGCAGAAAGCAGUGGUGUUAUUUCAAGUAGCGAUACAUCUGGACCAGUCACACUUGUCGCCAGCAGAGGUGGCUCAUUAGGACCGGCAGACUCUAGGCAUACCCCAAGAGGAACUGCUGUUCAGUUCAAAACGAAGACUGGACCAGUAUCAGUCUUUGCACGCAGGAGUCGCAGGCAAUACGCCCUCAGCCCCAAAACUGGUUCCCCGUACAGAAAAGACAGUACAUUUGAGUUCGGUUCGAUGUCUGGAAAACCCUCAAAGCGAGGUUACAGUAAUACGACAGGAGACAGUGGACAACAAGAUAUUACAACUGCUCGAGGUCAGGAGAGUGUCACUAUAAAUACGCUUAGUCAACAACAACGAAGCGCAUUACGCAAAUUAGAUGAGGUGCUGACGACGCCGACACAGCCUCGCAGUCAGUCAAUCACAGGCUCAUUAUUUGCCUCAGAAACGGUUGACAGUGAAACGCCAUCGGAGCAUUCAAAAAGAACAGAACGUUCUUCAAAGUCAAGAAGGAGUCGUCGCAGUAAACGUUCCAGAAAAGGACGCGCUGGUAGCAGGCGAGGUGGAAAGAAGUCAAGAUCAAGAGGAAGUCAUCGUAAGACUCGGAGAUACCGCGGAUCAUUUCGUAGAAAGUCGCGUAGGAGUAGGAGCGAACCAAGAUCCUCUCGGUCACGGCGUGCUAGACCUGCUAGACAUACUAGGCGUAGAAGAGAAGCUGAAAAGGCAUGCCGUUGCGAUAUCAUUGAGGACAUGGAAAAAGGCACACUUACAGAAGCUGAGCGACGCGACCUUGCGGCACUUCUGGAAUGUCCAGAGCCGUUUUGCGCAAAGUGCAUUGAGUUGAAAAGACGUCUCGAUUUGGACACGGAAAUAAAAGCUCAGGAAGAAGGUGAUGCAGAAGGGCUCGUACGAAUUUCGAGCAAGUCUCCUAAAGCGAAAAAACCCAAGAAGAAGUCCAAGUAUGAGUAUAUGCCACAGCCGACAAUGUCAUCGAUGGGUGUAAAGUUUUGCACUUGUCCCGAAUGUUCGCGCUAUAGGCAGCAGGGUGAAAUUAUUCCAGUGAGGACAGCAGCUGAGAUUACCGAUGAAUUGAAAUCGUCACAAUCAAGACGCAGUGUCAAGCUAAAAGCUCCAAAAAGCAGAUGGCCAGAGAGCACCUUUAAGCCGAAGUCACAAAGAGAUUUGUCGUCAAAAAAGGUGACGAGGAUGAAGGAGAUGACUCCAAUAGGAUCCCUGCACAGCACAUUUCCGAUUACGUUGACCGAAACCAAGCAGUCUGUUCUGCCGUAUAAAACUCCUCCCCGUACAAUACCUAUAAUACAAGCAACUCCGGGAACAGCGGGAACUAAAUACUGGACACCAUCGUCGUCUUUGAAAACCGCUAAGGCCGCCACCCCGAGGGCAAGAAGUCAGUCACCACGUUUUGGUCGUGCGCGAACGCCCAAAUCAGAAAAGGAGCCGCUCUUGCUCACUUCUCCAAAGCGAACUCCAACGAAAGUGCCACAGCCCAUCUCCACAAAGUGGUCUUCGUGGCUGCAGGAGAAAACGGUGCCACCAACUACACUCCCAGCAAGAGCUUCUCACGUAGCCCUGAAAGUCACAGAACGAGUAGAGACGGGAAAAGCAGUUUCUGGCACGGCUCCACCUCCCAAAUCUCUAUCGCAAACUUCGGCAGGCCCCAGUGCUAGAACAACAACACCAAUACCGCUCUCCAGCCCAAGAAAGCAUAUGCCGAGCGUCGUGACAGCGUUAAGCCCGAAAACAAAGACGGGAGGGGUUGCCAUGAUGUCGAGCUCAAUGUCCAAGCCAUCGUCGUUGCCGAGUGCACGAGACUUGCAGCCAGUUCCCACACCUGCAAGUCCAGGAGGAACCGUUGCAGUUACUUUUCCAAGUCAAGGAGAUCGCGCAGGAGCAGCAGUUGUAGCCGUGGCAGCUCAGACAGGGACUAUACCCGUACCAACAGCGACCUACAUUCCUGAAAGGGAUUAUAAUCCUGUGUGCAACUGCACCAACUGCAGAGCCGAAAGAAAGAUUCGUGAAGAGAACGAUGUUUGCGAUUGCUACGAAUGUAUUUACGAAAUGAGAUCCUCUGGAGGCCUAAAAUCUGCAGGCAAAUCUUCUUCAACCUCUUCGAAAAAACAUCCGCCCCGCCGCAUGAAAGCCGAAUAUGAAUGGGUCAAAAUGCUUCUACACGUGCAACAACCUGCCGGCCGUUAUCAUACACCUAAAAGCAAGCCCGUGACAUAUCCAUGGCAAAAGCCCAAACAAGCAACUUCGCAUUCUCACCAGUCGGGUGGAGGAACCUAUCGUGAAAGAUCAACCAGCAGCCAUCUUGGUAUUUCCGCCACACCUGAGUCAAGAACGCAGUCUGUUGGAAGUGCAACCAGCUCUCAAGCAACAAAGCAGCAAUUACAAAGCUCCACGGCCAGCAAACCAAGUGAAACACCUGCAAAGGCAACUUCUACCAGUGGGAGUUCAUUUGUGACUGGAAGCGCUGGACGUACUAGAUCCAGCCUAGAAGGACGUUCAUUCAGUAGCUUACCGCAGUCGGAUGAGUCAGAUAGCUGGACUGCUCCAUCAGAUGAGUGGACUGGAUCCUAUUUAACGCCCAGAUCUCGAUCACGAAGCCAAAGGCAAUCAUUCAAAAGGAGAUAAUGAAUAAAACCUAUCGAAAGAAAUAUAAAACGUUGACUAGAUGGACAAAACUACUACCUAGCCAACUAUAACACUACUGACAAUAAAUUACUUGCUUAUCUACUUAUAGUAUUAACAUGCCGUUAAAUAAUCA
Molecule: messenger RNA, 3010 nt
Organism: Cylicocyclus nassatus
Lineage: Eukaryota; Metazoa; Nematoda; Chromadorea; Rhabditida; Strongylidae
Source: the annotation of a GenBank genome assembly